AGCUCAAGUAUGCGUUCGUUUUGAGCUGGCACUUGAAUGACGCGCCUCAGCACUUUGCCCGCACCGGAGAAGCCUGACGCUGACUGCCUAGAGGGGGCUGUGUUGCCAGAAGUUUGCGAAGAGAAGAGGCAGUCAACAUCCUCGACGUGCUCGACAUCUUCGAAGGCAUCUUCGGCAUCAUCUUUGACAACCUCUUCGACAUCUUCCGAUGAUGAGCAGCCAAUCUCCAGCUCUAGAGGUAGCUCGAAGCGUAGCAGGAAACGGCAACGGCGGGAGCUCGAGAUCCAAAAGUGGUUGACGCACUACAACUUCCAAGCUGUGGACAUCCCGAGGCCUUUGUCACGUUUCACAUCCGAGCAAGAGAUGGUCUACCCGGUCCACGUGGCAGCGAUUGUGGGUGACUGCACUGUGCUUCGGCAUUUGCUGGCCACCGGCGCUGAUUUGGACCAAGAAAGCUCCUUGGGGCGCACUGCUUACGACUUCGCCUGCGAGACGAACAAUGCCGGUUCUCACGGUGACGCAGUCUAAACAUCGCACCCUUUUGGAUGGCCAGUUUUCGUAUGCUGUCCAAUGCCCUUUGGAAUUUGGCAGAUCAAAAGGCGGUCGGUUGGCUGUUCUUUCUUUGCUCUAUCAACAAAGACCCUCACGCCUUUUGCCGCAGGCGAUGUGCUGGGACUGUUGCAUAGCAAAGUGAGUGUCGUGACCAUGCGGGACUUCCUCCGUUUGGCGGCUGGGGGGCCUAACCUUUCCGGAGCUCAGAGCAAAACGAGCAUGCAAAGUCGUUGCCUACGAAUCGAUAGCUGCAACAUCAUUCCAUGGUUGUUGUUGG
This is a messenger RNA of Effrenium voratum, 829 nucleotides long. The record is from the annotation of a GenBank genome assembly. Lineage: Eukaryota; Dinophyceae; Suessiales; Symbiodiniaceae.